Messenger RNA from Kwoniella mangroviensis CBS 8507, 1404 nucleotides. RefSeq lists its product as uncharacterized. The record is from RefSeq and is a predicted model, not a curated record. Bases 1 to 1404 code for a protein of 467 amino acids. Lineage: Eukaryota; Fungi; Basidiomycota; Tremellomycetes; Tremellales; Cryptococcaceae. The transcript is spliced from 10 exons. Gene Ontology annotation, cellular component: membrane.
AUGUCACCUUCCCUCAAGGAAGUCUUUCAGUCGAAGCAUACUCCAGAUGGGAAAUCCAGAGUAGGAUUCUUCUCGAAGGUAGUGAAAGAUGGCAAGAAAGAAUGGGCCAAGUUGACAUUUAUGACAUUCGGUCUAAUCACGAUAUUUAAGUUCCUCUUCCUAUCCAUCUAUUUUGGAUCCUACUACCUGCAAACAUCAAGAUCCACGCAUUUCUCCAUCGAGGUAGUUGACCUAGACUCGAUUGCCUCUCCUUACGGAUCGGUCGCUCAUCCCGCUAUACUUGGACCAGCCAUCACGAUGGCCAUCCAGAAUAGUCUAUCGACAGAACCUCAUUUGGGAUGGUACGAAUCUGAUCAAUCAACUUUACAGCAAUUCAGAUUAACGUCCACGGGUCAAGGGAUCGAUCCUUAUGCCUACGCUGAAGAAAGGGUGCUGAACCAGGAUGUAUGGGGGGUAUUGAUUGUGAAUAGUAAUGCUACGAGUGGCGUAUGGAGGGGAUUGACUGAAGGUGUGAUGUGGGAGCCUACUGGAGCUAUGACGUUUCUGUACGAAGAAGCUCGAAACUUUUAUGGUGAAAACCAAUACGUCGCCCGAUUAGGCUCUAUGGUGAUGACAGCCGGUGGUAAUAGCGCAGCUACCGAAUUAGCCUCUCAGAUACUGGCUUUGGGAAAUGCCUCGGCGGUAUUGACAACGGGUGCUCAGGCUGGGGCUGUUAUCGGUCCAUUCAGCUAUAAUUUGCAUAAUCUCAGACCGUUCGACCAGCUUGCUGGUAUCGCUUCUACAACUGUCGGAACAGUCUAUCUGAUUAUUUUCACCUUCCUGAUCUCGGUAACAUGGAACAACCAAGGACUACCCUUGAUCCAAGAUUCCUUAACUAUGAGUUCAGAAGUACUAGUCAAAUUACUAGUCCCAUUUAUAGCAUAUCUCUGGUUAUCAUUAAAUUACUCUCUCGUAUCACUAGCAUUUCUCAUAGAUUUCAGCAGGAAAUUCGGUAAAGGUGGAUUCGUCGUGUACUGGAUGGCAGAUUGGAUAACAAUGUCCGCGUUGGGCUUCGUGAUGGAAACGAUGUUUUUAUGGUUGGGUCCCUUUUUUCCUUUCUUCUUGAUUUUCUGGGUUAUAAUCAAUGUUACGGUGGCGUUCUUGGAUGUCGCUGAUAUGGCGACGUUCUAUCGAUAUGGAUACUUCACACCUGUUUGGAAUUUAGUGGAUAUGGCCAAAUGCGUUAUAUUCGGUACCAAGAACCAUUACGCACAAAACUUUGCCGUUAAUUUAGGCUGGUUGAUAGUUUGGAUGACCUUGUUGGCGAUAACGGUAGUUUACCAACGAAGGAAUAAAGAGAGAGAAAACAUGCGGAAAAAAUGGGAAGAGAUGAAAAAAGUUGAUGAGAAAGAGGUUGUCCGCUAG